Molecule: messenger RNA, 912 nt
Organism: Arabis nemorensis
Lineage: Eukaryota; Viridiplantae; Streptophyta; Magnoliopsida; Brassicales; Brassicaceae
Source: the annotation of a GenBank genome assembly
AUGGCGAUUGUUUCCGUCUCUAACUCAUUUCUCACCUUCAAUUCUCCCAAUCAACUCCGAAUUAGCCGAACAAGAUUUUCUGCCAUGGCUUCUUCAACUGCUGGAGUGAGAGUCGCUGAAGGAGAAGGCAAUUUGCCAAAACUCGUCCUCACUUCUCCUCAGAACAAUGAAGCUGAGAUAUAUCUGUUUGGAGGCUGCGUUACAUCUUGGAAAGUUGCGAGUGGAAAAGAUCUUCUUUUUGUUAGACCAGAUGCUGUCUUCAAUAAGAUAAAACCCAUAAGCGGAGGGAUUCCACAUUGUUUCCCACAGUUUGGACCUGGACAAAUUCAGCAGCAUGGGUUUGGAAGGAACAUGGACUGGUCAGUUUUCGAUUCCGACAAUGCUGCUGUUACUCUUGAACUUAAGGAUGGUCCGUAUAGUCGAGCCAUGUGGGACUUUGGUUUCCAGGCUCUAUACAAGAUCAUUGUUGGCGCGGACUGCCUUUCCACUGAGCUAAAAGUAACAAACACAGACAAUAAACCAUUCUCAUUCAACACCGCAUUGCAUACUUACUUCCGUGCUUCUGUCACCGAGGCAUCCGUGACAGGUCUAAAGGGUUGUAAAACUCUCAAUAAGGAUCCUGAUCCUAAGAAUCCAAUAGAGGGUAAAGAAGACAGGGAUGCAGUCACUUUUCCUGGAUUUGUGGAUUGCGUCUAUCUUGAUGCUCCUACUGAAUUGCAGUUCGAUAAUGGCUUGGGUGAUAAAAUAAUCAUCAAAAACACUAAUUGGUCGGAUGCGGUCUUGUGGAACCCUCAUAUUCAAAUGGAGGCUUGUUACAGAGACUUUGUGUGCGUUGAAAAUGCAAAGCUUGGGGAUGUCAAGCUAGAGCCAGGACAGUCUUGGACCGCAACACAGCAUCUCAGCAUCAGUUGA